AGCGGAACGAGCGCAAUGCCUCGCGCGUUUUCCUCCCGCCUUGGGAACUUAACGGGACCGCGUUCGAUGGGAAGAAGACGUUAUAACGCCUGAAGAGCGCUCGUAGGCAGUGUGUAUCGCAUUGUGUGUGUGUGGUGUGUGUAGGUGUGUGUGUGGUGUGUGUGGACACCGCGUUGUGUUGGUGGGAAACGCGCGGACACCAUGGCCGCCGGGCGCAGCUCGGUGAGCGGACUCAUGCAGCAGCCCGAGGCGCCGAGCUCCAGCGACUCCCCACCGCCACACGGCUCCGAGGACGAGGAGCAGCACGGCGGAGCGGCGGCGCCCCACGACCCCGAGUGGACCGAGGAGAGGUUCCGGGUCGACCGCAAGAAGCUGGAGCUCAUGCUCUUAGCUGCAGCCGAGGGGAGGGUGAACGGAGGCGAGGAUUUCUUUCAGAAGGUCAUGGAGGAGACCAAUACUCAGAUCGCAUGGCCUUCAAAGUUGAAAAUAGGCGCCAAGUCUAAGAAGGAUCCUCAUAUCAAAGUGAGUGGGAAAAGGGACGAUGUGAAAGAAGCUAAGGAGAAGAUCAUGUCUGUUCUCGAUACCAAGAGCAAUCGCGUGACUCUGAAAAUGGACGUCUCACACACCGAGCACUCGCACGUCAUUGGCAAAGGAGGCAACAACAUCAAGAAGGUGAUGGAGGAUACGGGCUGCCACAUCCAUUUCCCUGACUCCAACCGCAACAACCAGGCAGAGAAGAGCAACCAGGUGUCUAUCGCAGGCCAGCCGGGAGGAGUGGAGGCAGCUCGAGCCAGGAUCAGGGAGCUGCUGCCUCUGGUGUUAAUGUUCGAGCUGCCGGUUAUAGUACAGCUGAACCCUGACCCCAGCUCUCCAGCCAUCCAGCACAUCUCUCAGACUUAUAACAUCUCUGUGGCCUUCAAGCAGCGUUCCAGGCUCUAUGGAGCUACUGGGGUUGUGCGAGGCUCCCAGAACAACAUUGCAGCUGUGAAGAGGGGCACGGCCAUGCUGCUGGAGCACUUAGCCGGGAGCUUGGCGAGCGCCAUUACCGUCAGCACUCAGCUGGACAUCGCGCCCCAGCACCAUCUGGCCAUGAUGGGACGCAACGGCAGCAAUAUCAAGCACAUCAUGCAGAGAACCGGCGCUCAAGUGCACUUCCCUGAUCCGAACUGCCCUCAGAAAAAAUCCACCGUCUAUAUCCAGGGCACCAUCGACUCUGUGUGUCUGGCACGCCAGUACCUCAUGGGCUGCCUGCCACUGGUCCUGAUGUUUGAUAUCAAAGAGGACGUUGCAGUUGAUCCUCAGUGUGUCACAUCUCUCAUGGAACAGCUGGAUGUGUUCAUCAGUGUCAAACCCAAACCUAAACAGCCUAGCAAGUCAGUGAUCGUGAAAAGUGUGGAGAGGAACGCUCUGAACAUGUACGAAGCCCGGCGCUAUCUGCUGGGUCUGGACAGCAGCGGAGUGUGUGUGUCCAUCUCCACCAGCACCUCCUCCAGCAGCAGCAGCAGCAGCAGCCCUCCGUCCGCCCUGACCCCGACUCUCAGCUGCCCCGUGGGCAUCGACAUCCUCACCUCUGCCAGCUUGGGGCUCACCAGCCUGGGUCUACUUGGUCCUACAGCUGCUUCUCUAAGUGCUCCGUCCACCCCCAACUCUCUCCUUAAUGCCCUCAACAGCUCCAUCAGCCCCCUGCAUGUCCCUUCCUCUGGAACACCCAGUCCUACACUUUGGUCUAGCUCACUGGCCAGUCCAACCAGCACACCAGGUUUUUCUUCACCCAUGAUGAUCCAUCCAGCCACUCAGGCCACACUGACGAACAUCCUGCUCCAGAGUUACGCCCAGAAUACACCAUCUCCUCCACCCGGUCUUGCUCCAAUAGAUCCGCAGGUCAACGGAGUCACAGACUGCAGCAAGGCCGUGUCCUCCCUUAACGGCAAGCACUCCAGCUCAAUGUACAGCAGAAUCGCCACUUCCUCACUGGCUGACAAAGUUCUGAAUGCGGCACAUGGAGAUCCUGUCCAGGAUGCCAGCACACACUGUCCAUCUGAACCACUGUCCAGCAAAUCCAGUCAGGAUCAAGGAUCUGAUACUUUCGUAGAGGUGGGCAUGCCGAGGAGCCCCUCACACUCGGGCAACAGCAGUGAACUAAAACAGAUGCUGGCCUCCUGUAAAACAGCUUCAGGCAAGAGGCAGGCUGUGGAGUUACUUCAGGGCACAAAGAACUCUCAUUUACAUUCAGACUGUUUGCUUUCCGACUCGGAUUCCAGCACUUCCGAGAGUCCCGUUGCAGAUAAACGGGCUCCGGGCAGCGAGAGAGCGGCCGAACGAGCCGCCCAGCAGAACUGUGAGCGCAUCCGUCUCCCGCCGCAGUCGUCUUUCUCCAACAUGCAGGCCUUUGAUUAUGAGCAGAAGAAGUUGCUGGCAACCAAAGCCAUGCUGAAGAAGCCGGUAGUGACGGAGGUGCGAACGCCGACCAACACGUGGAGCGGCCUGGGUUUCUCCAAGUCCAUGCCUGCGGAAACCAUCAAGGAGCUGCGCAGGGCCAACCAUGUGUCCUACAAGCCGACCAUGUCCACAACGUAUGAGGGAUCUCCGCUAUCGCUGUCACGCUCCAACAGCAGGGAAGGAGUGGGAAGUGGCAGCGACUCGGACAACUGGAGGGAGAGAAAUGGGAGCGGGCUCCCGAAACACAGCGAUUUCCCAACACCUAUCAGUCCCAAGAGGAAGCAGAACAAGUCGGUGGAACACUAUUUGAGCAGCAGCAACUACAUGGACUGCAUCUCGUCAGUGACCGGGAGUAACGGCUGUAACCUCAGCACCUCUCUGAAAGGAUCUGACCUGCCGGAGCUCUUCAGCAAGCUGGGCCUCGGGAAGUACACCGACGUCUUCCAGCAGCAGGAGAUUGACCUGCAGACGUUCCUCACUCUGACCGAUCAGGACCUGAAGGAGCUGGGCAUCACCACAUUUGGAGCACGCCGGAAAAUGCUCCUGGCCAUCUCAGACCUGAACAAGAACCGAAGGAAACUCUUCGAGCCGCCAAACAUCCGGUCCUCGUUCCUGGAGGGUGGCGCCAGCGGCCGUCUGCCUCGUCAGUACCAUGCGGACAUCGCCAGCGUGAGUGGGCGCUGGUGAGCCCUGGUUUCAUCUGCCCGUCUGUUACUGUUACUGAUACACAGACAGCCUUAACUGCACAAAGCCAUUCCUGAUGCCUUAAUAAACAAUACUGGACCAAACCCUAGGAAUCAGUGCCAAAAAAAAACCCACACAAAGAAUGUCUUUGGAAAGGAGGUUGAGUUUGGAGGACUGGUGUAAAUGUUGAUUAUUAUGUACAAUAUGGUACUCUAUGCAGUAUGGUACUCGUGUGGAAUUGAAGAAGGGAAUGCUGAAGGAUUCGUAAAGCUCCUGCACUGCUGUUGUAUAAGGAGCUAUCUGUGUACUUAGUUCAUAUUUUUUUUAUUUAUAUCCUUGUUUUAGAUUUGUGUCAUACUAAUUCUUUGCACUUUAAGAGUACUAAAAUACUUUGCCUGUGGGCUGAUUCCUCUCUGAUCUGCCCUACAAGAUGUGCAUGGAGCGUAUAUAGCACUUAUAAGGUUUCGAUUAAGACCCUGCAGGUCCCUUUUUUUAUUUUCCAGCCUUUUUAAUCACGAUGUAUUGGAACUCUGAUCUUUUACUCAUCAGUUUCAUUCGUUCGAGAUAUAAGAGACGUUCUAAGAGAUAUUUUUUAGCUCCCACAAGGACAAAGACCCUAACUACAAUCAGAGAUCGUCAUCAACAAACCACAGGUUAGAGGUGUGUGUGUCGGGACUAGGAACAACAACAACAACUAAAAUCUCUUUGUACUCAGUAAUCAAACACAGUAUGUCUCUUUCCAACAGCAUUGUCUUAUUUUGUAGAGUAUUUUGGUUCAUUGAGUCAUUCUUUAUGAUGUCAUGUUCCAGCAACGUAUUUAGCAUGAAUUUAGCAACCGUAUAAAAGACAAAUGCAAUUUAAUAUUGGCUUAAAUUACUUAUUUAUUUAAAUUUUGAAAAAUGUUUCCAAUUAAGUUCAUUUAAAAAUAUUGCAGAAGGAUAUAAACAGGAAUAAGAGUAAGAAGUAGAGAGGAUUGGUCAGAAAUGCCGACUUUAGCCAGUUUAGCCAAAGCAUUUAAGACUUUUUGUGCCUUUUAUCGCUAUGGCGAUUUUGGUGUUGCCCGAAAACGUUGAUUUGGGAAUGGAAAUCUCUGAGUGGGAAUUUCUGAAGUGGAAAUCAUGCCAGUAGUUAACCUGUGCUGACCCUCGGUAGUGGUUACUUUUGUUUUGUUUUGAGUUUUUGAAAUUUUACCUGUGAAUUCUUAGAAAUCGUGGAUUUCUCAUCCAUGAGCCUCUUCGAUUGUGGUAACAUUGAUUUGGGAAAAAUUGUAGAAGCUGCUUAUGAUUAAGCAUCACUCACACCAAGCUUUUCCACUUAUUGAAAAUAUCCGACUCGUCCACCAGCAUCGUCUUGUUUGUUUCUUUGUUUGUUUGUUUUCUCUCUAACUUCUAAAACGUUCACGUUAGCAUUGUUGCCGCCUUUGCGUCCCUCGCACACCUCUCCCGAAGCCUGAAACACACUCUCACACCCUCCGUGUGAACAUUUGAUCAAAUCCUGAGCAUUACUUAUGCAACACUUCCAUCCAGCUGUUUUAACUACCUCUUUUUCUGCCUUUCACCACUUUUUUUCCUUUAAAAUAAGAAAAAUAAGAGUACAGUUGUGUGUGUUUUAUCAGAUUCACGCUAACUGUAGCUUCCUUAUGUGACAUUGCAGCAGCAAGGGUACGAGAUUCAUAGUCUGGUCAGCGUAUACGCAUGUAAAGCUGUGAAUGUUGCCGGUCAUCCUCACAAGGUCGAAUCCCAUCAAGUGCCUUUUUUUUUUGUUCUCAAAAACAUCUCUAGUAUCUCAUCAGCGUUUCAACACGGAUGUAGCUAAACCACUCGUGGAGUAUUCUCGCCGAAGAGCAUCGCUUAUCCUUUUACGUGUAUAGUAUUAUUGUAUUUGCAUUUAAUUGUUCCAUAUGUUGUGUAUGACCUUCCAUGUGAUUAGAGGUACUGUUGAAAUACAUAUUGUGCAUAUUGCAGUUUUAUAGUCUUUUAUACUUUUGCCUACCAGUUUGUCGUGGUCAUUUCCAGACAGCAGCGGAUGAUCAAUUAGCAGUUGGGUAUGUAGCGUUUUAGGAUUUUUAGACCAAAUAUGGUAUGUACAAGUGGAAGAAGAAACUUCCUGUCAGUAUUAACUGCAAAAUCGAAUCGACCGACUAUGCAAAGAAAUCGCUUUGCCAUAUAAUGUUAUAAAAUGUUUUCUACUUAAAGCACCGCAGUCUUGUUCCAGUCCAGUUCACAGGCUGCCUGAUUUCAGUAUAUUGCUGCCUUGAUAUACCUGAUUAGUGCUUUUUAUGCGUCAAAUACUAUUUUUUUAAUUGUGUGAUUUCCGAGCGACCAAACUGUUUUGUAGAUUUAUUUUCCUUUGGCUCCCUAACAGGUGAAAAUAAGGGAACAGAAACGAUUUUUGUCGUGAUGUUUUGACAUGGCCUUGUGACCAGGGCCAGCACUUUUUUCUUUUCUUUUCUAUUUUUUUUUUUUUUUUUGAGUCACAACCAAAUGAGGAAAUGCUCAAAUGUGAUAAUCAUGUACAGUGACGUACAGAUUAACAGUAUUGGAGCAUAAGGGAAUAAACAAAAGCACUAAUCUGUAUUGCUCUGCCAAAUCAAUUAAUUCGUUUUCUAAUCCCUUUCAUACAUAUCUGUUGGCCAGUGCCUUAAAAAAUGACUCUUUUGUAUGUAUCUGUGAGUUUGACAGAUAAAAUCCUCCUUCUGUUCUGAUAUACAGUAAAGAUGUAUUAACGCCAUGAACGUGUGGUCCGGUUGAAUGUCCUUUACAUGUCGGAGGCUUUGUUACGAAAGAAUAAAAUGUACGUAAACUUUC
Messenger RNA from Hemibagrus wyckioides, 5930 nucleotides. RefSeq names its product protein bicaudal C homolog 1-like. Gene Ontology annotation, cellular component: cytoplasm. Lineage: Eukaryota; Metazoa; Chordata; Actinopteri; Siluriformes; Bagridae. Bases 202 to 3126 code for a protein of 974 amino acids. The transcript is spliced from 21 exons. Gene Ontology annotation, molecular function: RNA binding; protein binding. The record is from RefSeq and is a predicted model, not a curated record.